AUCAGGCUGUGAUCCGCUUUCUACUUCCUUCUCCAGAGCCGCUGUAUCAGCAGCGGUCAUGUGACAGUCAGAGACGGCUGCUGCAGGACACGGACCAGGACCAGGACUCUCUUUCUACACCGUCUGUCUGUAUUGGGACCCGAAGGAGCCAUGUCUGUGGUGAAGCUGGAGGAGUAUCGAGAGCGGAUUCGUAAAGAACUGGACAGCGCAGUGGACUUCUGGCUCAAAUACUCUCAUGACACUAUACAUGGAGGCUUCUUUACUUGUAUUGGGCGAGAUGGGAAGGUUUAUGAUGAGCUGAAGUACGUCUGGCUGCAGGGUAGACAGGUGUGGAUGUAUUGUCGCCUGUACCGAACCAUGGAUCGCUUCCGCAGGCCUGAAAUCCUCGAAGCAGCCAAAGCUGGAGGAGCGUUCCUGAGAAAGUUUGCCCGUGUCUCCAGCGGCCAGUGGAAGUGUGCCUUCUGCCUAACACGAGCUGGUAAAGCAGUCAAAAUCCAGAGGACUAUAUUCAGCGAGUGUUUCUACAUCAUGGCCAUGGAUGAACUGAGCAGGGUCCUUGAUGACAAGGACAUGCAGCUGGAGGCUGAGCAGAUGAUGGAGCAGUUGAUCUACUGGGUGAAGGAGGACUCGUCAGGCCUGGGCAGGCCCCAGCUUCCUGGAGAUGUUCCCAGCAACAGCAUGGCCGUUCCCAUGAUGCUGCUGUGUCUGGUGCAACAGCUGACUGACGGCCGGGGUCAAGAGGUCGUUCACAAGUACGGAGAGCUGGCCAGCUGGUGCGUGCAGCUGAUUCUACAACACAUCCAGAGAGACGGCACAGCUAUUUUAGAGAAUGUGUCACCAGAGGGAGCAGAGCUGCCGGGUUGCCAGGGCCGACUGCAGAACCCAGGCCACGCCCUGGAGGCCGGCUGGUUCCUGCUCCAGGUCAGUUUGCGAAGUAUGUAUGAGAAGUCUAGUGAUUAUCAGUGAUGAAAAAAACGAGGCCUCUUCUACUUCCUGGAUGUGGAUGGUCACUGCCCCACACAGCUGGAGUGGAGUAUGAAGCUGUGGUGGCCCCACUGUGAGGCGCUCAUCGCCUUCCUGAUGGCCUACAGUCAGACCAAGAAGCCAGAGCUGCUGGAGACAUUCUCUCAAGUGUAUGAAUACACCUUUAACCAUUUUCCUGAUGCUAAGAACGGUGAGUGGUUUGGCUAUUUGACACAAGAAGGGAAAGUGACUCUGGAUUUUAAAGGAGGCCCCUUUAAAGGCUUCUUCCAUGUGCCUCGCUGCCUGUACAUGUGUGAGCGUAUCCUGGAUGAUCUGCUGGCCAACACAAAGGACUGAGCAUUCUGCCGUGAAUGUUGUAUUGAUGGCAUUGAAUCUGAUUUGUCUGUUCACUAAAUCAAACUACAAGAAUCAGGUUAUAAAGCAAAUUGCACUAAUUUUCAAAUAUGCAUCUGCUGUAAAGUUAUUUGUUUAUCUCAUCACAGACAUCCAGUCACUGAGCAGCUUAUACCAUUUGUUGUGAAUCUAUAUUACUGCAUAAAACAGUAGUCUUCUUUAUAUAGCUUCUGGCCACCAGUGGCUUUAUAUUGACAUUAAAGGACGAUAACUUUCUUGGUCAAAAUAAAUCAUGGUUUUUCUUACUUUG
Molecule: messenger RNA, 1627 nt
Organism: Perca fluviatilis (European perch)
Lineage: Eukaryota; Metazoa; Chordata; Actinopteri; Perciformes; Percidae
Product: renin binding protein
Exons: 11
Biological process (GO): N-acetylmannosamine metabolic process; N-acetylglucosamine metabolic process; carbohydrate metabolic process
Molecular function (GO): N-acylglucosamine 2-epimerase activity; peptidase inhibitor activity
Source: RefSeq, a predicted model, not a curated record